AUGUCGGAAGCACCACCGUCUCAGCCACCGCCUCCAACAGCCGACGCCACAUCGCCGCCGUACUGGUGCUACCACUGCGAGAAGCGCGUUACAGUCGAAACGCUCGCCAAUCUCCCAGACGUCGUCUGCGGCGAGUGCAAAAACGGCUUCGUCGAAUCCAUCCCCACGCCGUCGCGCUCGCGCUCCCCAUCCGCCUCAUCCGAUGACCCCUACUUUGGCUCGCAGUUCCUCCAGGUGCUUCGCCUAAUCGCGCAGUCGGCGCGUGACGAAGACGCGUCGCCUCCGCCGCCACCGAACCGCUCCCCGGAGAACGAUUUCCUUAGAAUCGAGCUCGGCGGCUGGGACAACGACGAAGAAAACGAAAACGAGAACGACGACGAUAACGGCGACGAGGAGUUCGAGGAGCACGAGGAGGCGGAGGAUCGCUCCGGCAACGAGGAUCCGCACGGAGACGACGAGGAUCUGAGAAGGAGGAGGCGCGAGCUGCUUCGGCUUCGGAUUAGGGAUUUGGCGACGCGCACGAGGAGCAUGCGGAACCGGAUCUUGGAUUGGGCGGAGAUUCUGAUGGGCCUGGAGGACAAUUCCAUUGAGUUCCGCCUCCGGGUGCCGGAAUCCGACCGCUACGUCGGGAAUCCGGAGGAUUACGUCGACGCGGUGGAGUACGAGGCGCUACUGCAGACGCUGGCAGAGACCGACGGCGGGGGCAGGAGAGGAGCGCCACCGGCUUCGAAGUCCGCUGUGGAAGCCUUGCCGACAGUGAAAAUUGCGUCGGAGAGCGAAACUGUGGUGUGCGCUAUUUGUAAGGAUUUGCUCGGCGUAGGAGACCCCGCGAAGAGGUUACCGUGCGGGCAUCAUUAUCAUGGGGAUUGCAUUGUUCCUUGGUUGAGCUCCAGAAAUUCUUGCCCUGUUUGUAGGUUUGAGCUUCCAACGGAUGAUAAGGAAUAUGAGGAAGAGAGAGUGGUUAACGCUGCCUCUUCGAAUUCGAACGGAGCUUCCAGUUCCGGUGGAGGUGGAAGGGCCAUUGUUUGA
This is a messenger RNA of Sphenostylis stenocarpa, 1029 nucleotides long. NCBI's taxonomy places the organism in Eukaryota, Viridiplantae, Streptophyta, Magnoliopsida, Fabales, Fabaceae. The record is from the annotation of a GenBank genome assembly.